Microthlaspi erraticum is the source of this 453-nucleotide messenger RNA. The record is from the annotation of a GenBank genome assembly. NCBI's taxonomy places the organism in Eukaryota, Viridiplantae, Streptophyta, Magnoliopsida, Brassicales, Brassicaceae.
AUGUUGUCUAGUAAAAACGACAUCGUCUCAGAGGCAUGGAACACUACGACAACAACAACGCAAACGCAAACGCCACACAGACCUUCUUUGAUACACCCAACUUUCUACUGGAGUUACAACUGCCAAGUGCUUUUCUCGGGAUGGCCUGGUUCGAACCGUGGGAUGUAUGCUCUCGCACUUAUUUUCGUCUUCUUUUUGGCGUUUUUAGCUGAGUGGCUCGCUCGGUGCUCUGACGCAGCUUCCACCGUCAAACCGGGUGCAGAUAAGCUUGCGAAAGUUGCGUUUCGUACGGCUAUGUAUGCCGUCAAGUCUGGCUUUAGUUACCUUGUGAUCCUGGCCGUGGUUUCGUUCAACGGCGGCGUUUUCAUAGCCGCGAUUUUCGGGCAUGCUCUUGGGUUUGCUGUUUUCCGUGGGCGGGCGUUUCGGAAUAUGGGUGGUCGGGUCGACGGUUAA